ACAAUCGAACGUUACAUUAUUCACCAAAUGAGUCGCUAACUAACGUUAGUAGCCUAAUCCAGUUAGGGAAACGUUAUUACGUAUUCAGUUUCACAACUUUUUUCAGUUCAACAAGACAACGGGUUUAACAGGUGUCUGUGUUCAAAACAGAUGAAAAAUGACAGCCAAUCCGUUUCCCUCAAGCACAAAGUGGGUGACUCCAUCUGCUUACACCCAGGAGAUGUUGCAGUCUACAGAGGAGCGCCUGGCUAACACCAAUGACAUGCAGCAGCCUCACAUCGUGGAACUGCUUGACAUGAGCGAGACUACGCAUCAAAAAUUGUCCUUAGUGGAUAUAGAUCAGCCGCUCUUCCGGCUCUACCCGUCUGAGCUGGUCUUCCAGAACUUCACUCCUGCACAGACCUACAAGUUACGUCUGGUUCUCCGCAACAUAGAUACGGUCUCACGACGCGUCAUCCCGGAGCUGCAGGAGUCUGAGUAUUUCCAAGUGGUUGGACCACCGGAUGCAGGGAGGAGGGUUGCACCUGGACUGUCUGCUACCUUCACUGUCUUCUUCACCCCACAGGAGAACAAGGACUAUCACCAUAGGCUGGUGUUUGUGACAGAGAGGGAGCGGUUUGAGGUCCCAGUCCGUGCCAUUGGGCCACGUGCCAUUCUCGACUUCUGCGACGAGCUCCACUUCCCCGUCUGUCCUUUGAAAUCCUCCACGGAGAAGACUCAGCAUGUCCGCAACAUAGGAAAUGCCAUGGCCAAGUUCAAGCUGGACACGCAGAGCCCGUUCUCGGUGACGCCAUCCAGUGGGACUGUUGAUGUGGGCGGGAGCGUGCAGGUGACUGUGGAAUUCCACCCUCUUACAGUAGGAGUCCACAGCCAGUCGCUGGUCCUGCACUACCACACCGGUGAAGAUGUGCACAUAAGCUUGCAAGCUGUUUGCGAAGAACUGGACAUCCGCCUUGAGGCAGACUCUGUCCUUUUGAGAAAGACCUACAUGUCCUUGGCCAGCCAUCGCACAGUCUCCCUCACCUACAGGAGUGAUGUCCGUCUGAAGUACUGCUGGACCACAUGGCCCAGCCUGCAAGAGGAGGCCCUGAGCUUAUUGAGGGAGAGCUCGGGGCUGCCACAGGAGAAGGAGAUUGAGAGGGAGCGGCUGCUCGCUCAGUGUGAGGCAGAUCCCACAGUUAUACAUCGCCUUCCGCUGCUGUCCAGAGCCCUGCGGGAGCGCAGAAGCCAGACAGUCAGGGACCAGCGGCUGGUCCUCUCACACAGCUGUAUUACCGUGGAGCCAGCGGAGGGGGAGAUAUGCCCCCGGACUCCAGCCCAGUUUGACAUUGUCUUCAAGCCUGAGGAAGCCAAACUGUACCAACAAACCAUAUAUUGUGAUAUUACAGGCCGUGAAGCUCGGUUGCCUCUCACAAUAAUGGCCGAGGGCAUUGGACCCAAUGUCCAGUUCAACUACGACCUGAUGGACAUGCAGAACGUAGUCAUUGGAGACAAAGACUAUUAUGAAUUGCAGGUUCGCAACAGAGGACUGAUUGAUGCUCCUUUCAGGCUGUCGAGCCGUGACACCACAUUUGGCCGCUGUUUCUCCUUCUGUCCCGAGGAAGGCGUCAUUCCCUCCGGGGCCUGCCAGAAGGUGGACGUCAUCUUCUGCGGUCACACUUUGGGAACUUUCACCGAGGACUUGCUGCUAACUGUAACCGGAGGGCCGCAACCACUCACAGUGACUUUCAGUGGCUGUGUCAUUGCUCCCACAUGCCACUUCAAUUUGACAGAACUCAACUUUGAAGAUGUAGGCUUUGGUUUCCCACUGACAUUGAUGUGCAAGCUUUUCAACACCUCCUUCGUGCCAAUAACCUUUGCCCUGCGUGUCCUGGGAGACGGGUCGGGGUCUCCCAGUAUAACUAGUGCCAGACAAGUGUCCUUGAAGGAUUGGGGAGGCAGUGCUGCCGGAGACCUUCAUGCCAGCCCUGUGGAGUUCACCGUCACACCUGCUGCAGGCUGCGUUGACGCCAUGUCAGAUGUCACCAUUAAGGUGACGCUGUGCUCCAACACAGUCAAGACGUAUAGGAUGGCGCUGGUGGUGGAUGUUGAAGGUGUCGGAAAGGAGAUUGUGACUCUGCCUAUCAAAGCAAGGUGUGUUGUUCCUAAUAUUGAGGUGAAGACCCCGGUGUUGAACUUUCAGAGAUGUUUUCUCAAUCACCGCUACGAACAGAAGGUGCAGCUGACUAACACCGGUCCUCUACCUGCCUGCUAUGGAGUGCUUGACCAGGAAUACGAGGAGAGUCCAUCACUGCUCUUUGGCAGUUCCACUCCCACCGGAAUGAUUCGCCCUCACAGUUCAGAGGAGCUUCCUGUGUUUCUGCUGGCCAAGGCCGUUGGAAGGCAGCAGCACACUCUACGCAUCGCUGUGUUUGGCAGCUUCCAGCCCCAGGAGGUGGUCUUGUCAUGUAUUGGACAGGGACCAAUAGUUCAUGUUCACAGCCAACAGCUGGACUUUGGCGCAAUCCCGGUUCUAACGGACAUCACCAGAUCCCUGCACCUGUCAAACCAGUCUCCUAUUUCAGCUCACUUCACUGCUCGCAUGGUUCCUCGGAGCCACGGCGGGACGUUUGGCCGGGUCGAGCCCAGCGAGGGGGAAGUGCCACCCGAGAGCCAGCUGGAGCUGAGAGUAGUGGCUCACCUGAAGGACACGCUUCACUUCCAGGCCAAGAUGGAAGUAUCUAUUCAGAACAGCCACGUGCACACUGUCUUUCUGUCCGCUACCGGCACAGGCACCACAAUUGUCAGUGACAGACCUUUCGCUCCCAACCUUGAUCUAGGCACAUAUUUAAGCCAUGCAUCAUGCCAGUACCCCUUCAAGCUGACAAACCAGGGUAAGCGAACGCACCGGUUGUACUGGAGGACUGACGGCUUUCUGUUCUCCGGAAAAACUCCAAAAGGUGGCCGGACCGUCCUGCCCUCCCUCCGUGCUCCCAGCCAGAAGGAGGGCUUUAUCGGUGAGUCUUUGCCCUCCUCCGGCGAAGAGAGGCCGGUGUUCAGCCUCAGGCCUUCCCACGUGGAGCUCCCUCCCGGUAGGUCGGUCGACAUGGUGCUAACGGGAUCUUCAGACUCCCCCAAGGUUGUUCAGGAGCGCCUGCUGUGCCACGGCAUUGUAGGUCGACAGGGCUGUAAAGAGCUCAUCAUGUGCGUGGAUCUCACCUGUCGCUUUGUGGCUCCCAUGCUACGCAUUUCCUCCAGGCAGCUGAAAUUCCACCUGGAGAAGGUCCCAGGAGAGAGUCUAAGGCCGCUAUACGAGAAGCUCGUCUUGGAGAAUGUGUUGUCUUUGUCUCUUUCCGUUGAGCUCUCCCUGGUUGAGCCCUUCUAUCUGUGUGAGGCCGCGGGAGCCCAUAGCACGGCUACCACUAAGUUCGUGGUUAUAGGUGACGGGCAGCAGGCUGAGUUGUGGGUGCGCUUCGAUCCAACUUACUGUCAGGAUCAGGUGUCACGAGUCGUGGAAGAGGUCCUUGAGAUACACUACCAGGGACACCCAGAGCAACACAAGGUGGAGCUGUACGCUGAGGUCCACUUCCCCAACCUCCACUUCUCUGACACCACGGUGGACUUUGGCUGCGUGCUCAACCUUACGGGGGCCCGCAGGGAGAUCUCCAUCACCAACUGCUCGCCGCUGCCCGUGUCCUACCACUGGGUCUUCUUGGCUGACCGGAAACACGGGGCCAUCAGAGAGGCAGAGGUAGUGGAGGUAGAGGGGGAGCAGACUAAUCCAGAAAAUGGGACCGAAGAAGAAGGAUGGAGUUCCUCUAGAAUGCCUUCUUUUGCCUUUUCGGAUCCACUCAGCCUCGGGCCUGGUGCAGAUGAGGGGAGCAGCUCACGGGGCCCAGUCGGUGUCCAAGAGGUGUUUGAUAUCUUGCCGCUAUUCGGUCAUCUGCAACCCGGGGAGCAGCAGCAGGUCGUUUUCUGCUUCUACGGCCACGAAAAUGUGAGCAAAGAGGUGGUCGCACAGUGCCGUGUUGAAGACGGGCCAUCAUAUGAGGUCCAACUCCGAGGAGAGGCCUCUUUAAUCAGCUACAGCCUGGACUCAACACAUAUUAACUUUGGUCUGCAGCCGUUUGAUCACGAAGGGGAAGCUGAGGUGACCCUGACCAAUACUGGCAAGAUAGGCUUUAACUUUAUCAUACAUCCUAAAAAGAAGGAUGAGGACGCAGAAGAGGAGGCAGGGGGACAGAGGAAGGCCCUGGAGGAUGAGCAAAAAGGGGAAAGACAUGUCAUACCAGGCCGGCCCAUGGUCAUCCCCGCUACGGGUUACAUUGAUCCCGGUGCGGAGCGAUGUCUGCGUGUGCUCUACCUCCCAGGCACCCCCGAGAGGUUUGAGAGGCAGCUUCAGCUGCAGGUGGCUUUUCUACUGCCACAGGUCCUUACGCUGACUGGAGAGGGAGUGUUCCCAAGGAUCAGCCUUAACUUGCCACAAAACCUGCCAGAGGAGUCUUUCAGUGAUUUGGUGCUGCAGGCCAGGACCGCUGUGGAGGGAGUCGAGCUUAUGAAUGGAACGGCGUCCGAUGAAAGACAAACAACCAAGGCCAACCCCCCACUCACAUAUAAAGAGCUGCUUCACAUGGAGAUCGAGAGGAUGAUGGUGAAACAGAAUGCCCUCGCUGUGACCGACUGCCUGCUUGAGCUCAGAGAAUUGCAAGGUUCCUCCAGGAGGUGGCACAAACUUAGCCAGUUCCUGCUUCCAGAGUAUGUUUUGGAUUUCGGUUACGUCAUUCCAGCCAUUCCCCGCAGUCACAGUGUAAAAGUGACGAACACUGGUUCAGUGGCUGUGUCCUUCAAGGCCAAUGUCAAACCUCUAGCUGGAACAGGAUUCAGUACAGACUUUCAAAGCGUGAAAAACCUGCCUUGUGGAGAGACACAGACUUUUACGGUCAAAUUUGACCCACAGACAGCCGACCUGAAGAUGGGGGAUACGAGUGUUGUAAUGUCAAUACAGGUCGUAGGCGGCCCGACGGUCCAGGUGCGGCUGUGUGCUUUGGUGACGGAGCCGGCCGUCACUAUUUCAACGGAUACCCUGCAGUUUGACACUGUGCAGUGUGGCAUGUGUCAGAUGAGGACGAUACAGCUGUUUAAUCAGGAGUCUGUGCCGUGCACAUGGAGUAUAGCUGAGAAGGGAAAGCCUAUCAAAAAGCGUAAAAAGGACUUGGAGAUGCAGCAACCGCCUGCCGUGGUGUUCAAGAUGAUUCCCAGCUCUGGCAUGCUGUCUCCCGGUGAACGGGUCAAUGUCCAGAUAAAGUUCACCCCUGCUGAGGGGGGUUCUUACAACAGGCAGCUACAUGUCCGCGUGGCUGAGAGCAGCCAGCAGCUGUUCAUUACAGCCCGGGGGCGGGCGGAGGAGCCCCAUCUGGAGUUCUGCCCGUCGGUGCUGGAGCUCGGGCCAUGCCUUCCUCUCGCUACUGACGCCGAGGUCAACGUCAGCGUCAGAAACCCCUGCCCUUUCCCCGUUGAGUUCUACUCCCUGGAAUUAGACACACAGUAUCUCAAAGAAGAAAAGAUCCUGCGUUUGGUUAAGGGUUAUGACAAGAACCGCAUAUUACUGCUGCCCCCCAGAGCCCCUGGAGAAAGUCUUCCCCCGGAGCUGCUCGAGUACUACCAGGAGCAGCGCUCGCAGCUGAAAGACGAUGCAGGGCUGAAACAAGGCCUGGAUGAAGAAGGGGCUGAGAUGGGUGACACAUACAAGGAAGGAGAAAUGCAUUCUUUAAGUUUGAAAUCAGCUGAAUUACUUGUUUCGGAGAUGACGGUAGUGGGAAGCUCCGUGGGACUGGGGCAGCUUGAGAUGACCCCCGUCUCCAGAGCGAUAGCCCGCCACAUGCGUGUUGAUCUGUCGCCUGAGGGUCUGGCUACACGCAACCGCAGAGGCAUUGCUAUUAUCGUGUAUGGAGCACCACUGACAGAUAACGGCAGCUGCGUGGCAGCUCUGGCACGCCACUACGGAGCGGCACACCUGAGUGUUGAUGCCGUGGUUACCGAGGUGCUCGUCAAUGGAACUUCACCUAUCAGCCAGACUGCAAGACAACUCUACGAUUGUGCUGCCGCCGGUAAUGCUGGGAAGAAGCCCGAGGAGGCCGCUCAGUCCACAGAAUAUGAACCAGAAACAAAUCUAGAAGCAUCAGAACCAGCUCCACAUUCAGCUCCAGCUUCACGAGGUACUUUGGAAGUUCCUUCAAAACCCAUCGAGGAUGGCUUCAGUGGAAAUGACUCCAAGGCUCCUCGGGGGACCGAAAAUACACACUUUACCCUUUUUCUGGGAGGAGAUGUGGACGCACUCAGUAAUCUGUUGCCUGAACAGCUAUUGGUUGACAUCCUGGCAGAAAGAUUUCAGCUAAGCGACUGUCACCGCGGCAUCGUGAUUGACGGCCUGGAGUCCGUGUAUGCUCAGUCAGCAGCAAGCGCGCUGCAAAUUAUUCUCAAGGCCCUUGACAACCGCAAACGCAUCUUUGUAGUCAACUUCAGUGAUUCGUACGAGGCCCUGAAGGCACGAGAGGAAGCUCAGAGGGAAGCCGAGGAGGCUCUGGAGAAAGAGGAAGCUGAAAGGGAGGAGACGUGGUGGCAGGAACUGGAUGAUGAGAAGUAUGAUGCUCUGCCCGAGGAGAAGAAGAAGAAUAUUGAUCAGCGACUAAGAAAGAAGGAAAGACAGCAGAAACUCAGCUUGAGCACUUGAAAGAGCAGGAACAAAAGAGGCUCCAGGAGGAGAUGACACGGUUGAAGGAAGAAGAAUUGAAGAACAAAAAGGGAGGAAAAAAGGAUCCUAAAGAAGUGUCAACGGAGGAGAGCGCACUG
This is a messenger RNA of Gasterosteus aculeatus aculeatus (three-spined stickleback), 6828 nucleotides long. It is a transcript of the gene hydin, whose product is annotated as HYDIN axonemal central pair apparatus protein. The record is from RefSeq and is a predicted model, not a curated record. Gene Ontology annotation, biological process: axonemal central apparatus assembly; cilium movement. Lineage: Eukaryota; Metazoa; Chordata; Actinopteri; Perciformes; Gasterosteidae. Gene Ontology annotation, cellular component: axoneme.